AUGGUGGCACAGUUGCCUUCCGCGCUGCGCACCUCAGAUCGCUGGCUUGCGGAUACCCCCGGAUGUGCAGGCACCAGAGAGCUCCAGCCUUUGGGCCAUCCACCAUCCCGUCGAUCAGGUCCACAUCGGCUUGCCCGUGACGAGUGGAACAAGGCCGCGCAGAAGUCUCGGCGCCAAGCGACAAAGGACGAGCUUUCGCUGAUCCGGACUGUGAGCCUUGGGGCACAAGGACCUCUAGGUUCUUGUGUUAGCGGUACUACAUUGAAGCCAGUUUUCCUCGAGAGUCCGAAUAAGGGCACUUUUCGACUCCGGUUUGGGAGGAGAGUGAUGGUGUGGUACAGCUACGGCAAUGCCCUGAAUGCCUUAUCUUUGGCCAUCUCGAGCCUGGCAUACAACCGUGACACUUUUGCAGAUUCCAUUGCGCUGCAGCAGAAUCAGAUGUACCAGGAGAAAAACUACCAUAUUACCUGGAUUGCAUCUGUUCGUGAGGAGAUGCGUGACUUUUUGACCAUCUUCGUGGGGAAACUACAAAACACAGGCGUGCUCAACACGCUACUGUUCGGAAUAUCGACGGCAUUCCUCUGUGAGGGUGAGCUGGACAGCGAAGCGCCGGAAUCGUUGGUGUAUGCAUACUAUGGAUCCCUCAUUGUCAGCAUGCUGUAUUUCGGGUGUUCCAUCCUCUUCUGCUUCAUUGGGGUUUCAAGCGCAUAUGCUGAGAGUAAAAAGUUUCUGCUCAAGUUUGUGCCGGACGUUCACGAUGCGUACAACUUCGACUACAUCUCCCAGCUUCUCGAAUGGGAAGGCAAGGGUGAGGCACUUCGUGUGCCUUUUGCCAUGGAAUCAAGCCGUCUUGCAGAGAAGAAGGAGCGUCAGAGGCGCACAACAGCAGGCACACAGAAGGACGCAGACCCUGACGACUUCUACGAACGCUUCGAUGGAAUGAUGAGAGACUUCAAUGAGCCGACCAAGCUGGAUUACCUCCACAAGGGCGGGACCAACACCCGCUUCUGGGGAGUCAGCCCCACGAGUGCGGAGUGUGACGAAGAGAUGGCAGACACACACGAGAGCAGUUUUUACGAGGUCAUCGGCAGAUACAAUUUGCUUUGGGAGCCCUGUUCUCUAGCGAGCCAUGAUUCUAUGAUGCUAGGAGUGUUCGCGCUGUGCCAAAGCUUCGCAUACUUCCUGAUUGGACGUCACAUGGACCGUUCACUUCGGGACCGACUGGGAAUGUAUACCACCAUGACGAUAGCGGGACUCGCUUUCGCGGGGCGACUCUCACGGCUACUGACAGUGCAGUCGGAGCAGUCGAAGCUUGAGGUCAAGAACCGAGAAGAGAAACACGAAGACUGCAUCGAUCGAGCAUACAAACUGAAACACUGGGUUCUCAAGCUGCUAAUGUUACUUGGGCCGGCGAUGGUGACCAGUGGUGUCUUUUUGAGUGAUGAGAUGUUGCUGCUUGCAGGCUAUGUGUUGCACGGAUCUCUCCAUGGCUACUUGGCAUUUUUUCUUGUCCGAUCUUUCCCAAGCCUGCCGAAGCAGAAGGGCUUGCCACCGCCACGGGAGGAGAAGCUACGGCGCUUAGCCGGGAAGGGAUACGGAAGCAGGAAAGCCGAGAGUGAGCCUGGGCUGGAGGCGCGGGAGUCGCCAGAGCCGUUGCUUCGCCAGCUCCUCUUCGAGAGUGAGAAGAAGUCUGUGCGGACAACGAUUUUCAUGAAGAGACUCUUGCUCAAGAGCCACAUCAUGGCUUGCCUGCCCUGGGCGUGGCUGACGGUGGGAGCUUUGCAGGAUGUGGCAGUUGAGGCUGACACAGGUUCGGAGGUCAGUGUUACCGAGGUGAAGGUCACCUGGGCAUCGCAUGCCUUCUUCAGUGCCCGUUCGAUGACGUGCUCGCAAGGCGGCCAAGUCUGGCUUGCCAGCGACGACGGCGUGUUUGCGAUUGCACGUGGGGCAGACGGCGGUGGUGUGGAAAGUACCGAUUGUCCAGCUUUGCCUUUUGAUGAGAAAGUGCAGGAUGUUUCCACAUCGUGCUCUGAAUUUGGCUGUUGGCCUGCGGUGCUUGGAGCAAGUGGCAGGCUCUACAGCUGCAAUCCCAACUCGGAGGGAGCCAUGACUCCAUUCAAAGAGCUGUCGGGAAUCUCCGGUUUUGCUGUGGCCGCGGGUGAGGGUUUCUACGCUCGAAAGAACAACAGCAUCCUGCACUUUCCGAGCCGAAAGUCGGUGGCUCCUCCACUGCCGGGUCUCGUUGGCUUCGACCUCCUUCCCAACGCUGGAGGGGAGGACCUCUUCCUGUUCUCAGCAGGCAGGGCAGCAAGCAUACAGCUGAGGAGUGCAGCAACUGGUGAGCUGCGGAAGUGGGCGUUGCCUGCCCAACUACCCCCAUUGCGUGCAGCUUGUGCCCUCACCCCAACCGCGGUGCUGGCAGCAAUGCAGGAUCCAAGUUCGGAAGACCAUCCGUCAAGAGUCAUCAAGAGUCAGACCGCAUUGCUGCAGAGUUGUGGCCUGGGACGCUUUACGCAGGUUUUCGAGGUUCACUCUGAGCAGAAGCCUAUCGGACCAUAUGCGAGCUCGAAAAGAUUUUUGAAUGCUUCGUUGCCCGAUCUCAAGGCCGAAUUGUCCUGGUCUGCCUUUGGCGUCAAGAUGGUGCCGAAGGCGCACCACUGCCUGGACUGGCUCUCCGAAGCGACGGCCAGUCUGGUGCUGGUACGACACGACGACGAGGAGUUGGAAGAGCUGCGCGAGGACUUGCUAAAGCGCCGUGACACUGCCAUCGUUGCUUGUGCUUUGGAGAUCUUGGUCUCAGUGGCCAGCAUGGCAUUGUACGACAUCAGGAGGAGCAUCAUUGUUCCGAUCGCCAACAGCGUCCUGGCCGUCCUGGCAAGCUAUGGCCUCGUUGGGGCACUGGCGCUUCAGCUGCCAAAGAUCCAGGUCCAUGGUGUAGUCACAACCGGCUUGCUCGUCGCUUGCCUGGUGAACUUCCUCUGUGAGGCGCUGCUCACCCAUGCGGGCCUUGGCACGGACACCUUGCCGGGAUGGCUGGUGCUCCUGUUCCUCUUUGUCCCAUACAGCAUCAACCUGGCGUGCUCCAUUUUGAGCCUGAUGCUGGGCCAGCGGCUGUCAGAGUUUCUCGACCUCGAGGAUGACAAAAGCGGGCUCUUGAGUGAUGCUGGCCUUGCUGAACAGGCACAGUUGGUGGCCGGCGAGGAACGUUGCUGCGCCUGCAUGGAGCGCAGAAAGGAUGCAGUCAUAACUCCGUGCGGCCACCGGGCAGUUUGCAUGAGCUGCGCGACGAUCUUGAAGGCGCGAGGCCGCAAGUGUGCAGAGCUUAGUAUGUUGCUCAACGAGUUGAUGCCUUCUGAAGGCCAUUCACUUUUUCACAUCACCAUGACCUGGGUUGUUACAUUCAUUGACACUGGAUCACCUCGACCCAUCAUCUCAUGA
Symbiodinium necroappetens is the source of this 3438-nucleotide messenger RNA. The record is from the annotation of a GenBank genome assembly. Lineage: Eukaryota; Dinophyceae; Suessiales; Symbiodiniaceae.